CGACAUAAUCCACUGUAAAACUGUAUAUCCUCUCAGAGGAUUAUUCGUCGCUUGCUUCAUUAUAAUGUUUACAGUCACAGGGGGAUUUGGAUUUGCCUUAAUCCUGAUUCCAUGCCUGAUAACUGGAAUCAAGUUUGAGCAGCCAGCGAAUAUUACGGCUAAUUUAAGGGAAGAAGUGGAGAUUCACUGCAGCCACAGUGACAGUAGCUACCUCUACAUGUUUUGGUAUAAACAGGAACGGGACGGCGUGGUUCUGCUCCUGAUCACAUACGCCUAUGGUACAAGCGACGCCGUCAAUGAGGGGAACUUCAGCAAAAGCAGGUUUGAGCUGAAAAAAACAGCAAAUGAAAAAGGAACCUUAACCAUCAGAAACCUGACGGCUGCAGACAGUGCAAAGUACUUCUGUGCAGCCAGUAAGCACAGUGCUGCAGACUCACAAGGUCACGUGGCAAAAACAUUAUGCAAAUGCGGAGGGAAGACAAAGCGUCUCACAGAUGGCAUCAAGAUUGUUCAGCCAGAGUUUAUUCUGACUAAUUUAGACAAAGAAGCGGAGAUUCAGUGCAGUCAUGAUGAUGCUAACUAUGAUGUUAUGCUUUGGUAUAAACAGGAGGAAACCAAUACUGCUCUGCUUCUGAUCGGAUACGGCUACAGCACAGUUAAACCCGAAUAUGAGGAGAAAUUUAAAACACGGUUUACACUGAGAAAAUCGGCAGCUGAGAAAGGCUCCCUCAACAUCAAAAAUCUGACUGUUGCAGACAGCGCAAUCUAUUUCUUCUUUUACUGUGACAAUGCGAAUCCUGCUUACUUUGGAGAUGGAACUAAAUUGACUGUUUUAGAUUCAGAUGUCACUCAGCCAAAAGUGAAGGUGCUGAAUCCAUCAGAGAAAGAGAUCUGUACAAGAAGGAAAAAAGUCACCCUGGUGUGUGUGGUCACAGAUUUCUACCCUGACCACAUCGAGGUGUACUGGCAGCAAAAUGGAGCCAACAUCACAUAUGGCCACAAGACGGAUGACAGGGCAUUGCAGUAUGAAAAAGGCAAAUUCAGCAUCACCAGCAGACUCAGAAUCUCUCUCCAGAAGUGGUAUAACCUCAGGAACAGCUUCACCUGUAUGGCCAGCUUCUUCAAUGGAUAUAAUAAUUACACGACUCAUUCUCACACCAUAAAUGGAGCUAGAGGUGAUGUUUUACAGAAAGGUGAUAUUAUAAGCAGAUCGCAGUGGGCAAAGCUGUCAUAUGGGGCAUUAGUUGCUAAGAGUGUCCUGUAUGGAAUUUUCAUCUUCAUUGUUGUGUGGAAACUAAAGGGCUCCGGAGCAAAGAAGUGAUGAAGGUAGAGAGGCAGCAGGUGUCAGUUCUGACGAAAUGUCAGUGUUAUAAAACUUUUUUUGUAAAUCAGCACAAUGUUUUUUGAAAAGAUUCAGUUUUUGCUUCACAUACUUUAUUGUUUUACACUUUAUAAGCAGCUCUGAAUUGUUUUAUAUUCAAGAUCUUACUUUUGCUUUUUACUUUUUAUAAAUUAUCUUAAUUUCUUUGUGCUCCUUCAAAUAAACUUGCAUUUGAAGUGAA
Messenger RNA from Brienomyrus brachyistius, 1562 nucleotides. RefSeq names its product M1-specific T cell receptor beta chain. Bases 65 to 1321 code for a protein of 418 amino acids. The record is from RefSeq and is a predicted model, not a curated record. Gene Ontology annotation, biological process: cell surface receptor signaling pathway. The transcript is spliced from 8 exons. Gene Ontology annotation, cellular component: plasma membrane. Lineage: Eukaryota; Metazoa; Chordata; Actinopteri; Osteoglossiformes; Mormyridae.